GUGUUGUAUAAGUAGAUAUUUUGGUGCUAAGUCGCCUGUUUUGGCAUUUUGUGUACUAAAAAGUUUGGGAACUUCUCGUCAUCAUUCGAUUCGUCGUGAAUCGCCACAGUAAAAAUCUACACUAGCCUGAAUAAAACAAUUAAUUCCUCCGGAGCCCGAUGAAAAAGCAAACAAACCCGAAGGCAGCAAAUCACAGAGCUCCUCGCAACCAAAGACAAUACAGCGGAAAAUGUAUCUUUCGUGCGAAAUCCGUGUAACACAUUUUUUCCAAACCAUCCGUUUGUGUGCCGUGGAGGAUUUCGCCGAUAUGUAGAUACAUUUGGGCAAAGACGGACUGCUUCCCAACGAAAGGAAACCAUUGCGAAGGAAUAAAAUUAAAGUGCAGAGGCUAUGGUUCGGUGCAAAACUAUGGCCUUCAAAGUCCCACCCAGUUAGAAGUAUAUGUGCGUGUGUGUCUAAAUGCCAACUGAUAGCUAAUAUUUUGCUUAUAAUGGACUUUUGUGCAACAUUCGCAACUGCCAGAUAAAAUGAGGGCUAUCCUGAUUGCUCAAGCGAACCCCGAAAAGGCGUCGACAGUAACUAAUCAUAUUUGUUAGCAGCAGAUCUACUAAAAGAGCAAACAUGGAGCCAAAUCAUUAUUACUGCCGGAGCGCCAUGGAGCAGAAUCCCUCGACUUCCAUUCCCCAACAUGCGUCGAACAAACUCAACUAUGGGAUGAACGCUGGCCAGGAUUAUGUGACAUGUAGCUCCGGCCAAUCGCAAUCGGGCUACAGCUCCAAGGACUUGGUUCCGCGCAGUGGGAACAGCAAAGCGCUCGGCGGGAAUGGCAACAUGGGGAGUCCGUACGGAGGAUCUGUGUGCAGCAACAGUGGCCAAUGCAGCAAGAAUACUGCCAACGCUGGGAACUAUAUCAACAUAAUGACUGUUCCACUCGGAACACUGCAGUAUAAUCGAAAAAAGCUAUCUACUCAAGACUACGAAUCGCAUUUAUAUUACAACACUACGGAUGUGAAGUGUCGCGAUGAUUACUAUAUAGCCAACAAUGCCGCAGCAGCAAUGCCGCAGCACCAAGCUCAUCAACCGCAACAGCAGCACCUGCACCAGCAGUCGCAUCAGCAGCCGCAUCAGCACCAACAUCAGCAGCAUCAGCAACACCAGCAACACCAACAGCCCCAACAACAUCAGCAACAUCUGCACCAGCAGCAGCAACAGGCCAACUUUCUCCACAUCCAGCAGUCGCUACAACACAACCACCAACUGAGCCACCCAGAACCAAUCCAUCAGUUGCCCCAAUUACAGGGCACGGUGGCCGAUCCACCAGAUGCCUUCGACAACUGUGCGAUCUUCCCGAGCGCCGGCGUCAGCGGCAACGGAAGUGGACGCGUGGCAGCCACUCAAACCCAUCAGAACCCAUCCGGUGUGGUCACGUGCGACCAGCAGGUACCCGUCUCCCUGGGCUCGGUGAAUAUGCCGGUUCCCCCCAUAAUGUAUACCGUGCAUCGUGUGGUGACCACAGCUCAGAUCCAAACGGCAGUGGGCAGCACCUUCGCCUCGUCGGCCAGUGUGUCCAGUGUGGUUAGCACGGGUCAGAAUGAUGGUGACUGCCUGUCGCCGGCACAGGUGUCCUCCGCCAUGGCCGCUGGAAAUGCUUCAUGUCUGGGUGGCCUACCCGACAUGGGCGCCAACAUGAUGAGCAAUGCAAGUGCACUUUGUCCCCUUUCCGACCUGAGGAGCCCAUCCGGAGUGCUCACCAAUUCCUCAUUCAUGCCACAACAUCACAAGUGCAACAACGGCAACGAUGCCCAAUCCAAUCCCGCAAUCCAAAAACGCCUGAUGGCAACAAGCUCAACUUCGAACUUCGCGACUGCCGGCAAAGCUGCUUCCAAUCUAACCCGUGCUCUCCAAAAUGUAAUCCCCACAUGCGUGUAUCUUAUGUCCCGGGUGGCGGUGCACAUGGAGAUCGAGGGCACUGCCCAGUGUCCAUCGCAAGUGAUGUUGGCAGCCGCCUUGGGAUGCGAGGAGCUAGGCAUAUCCAACAAGUUGUUGGCACAGAGCGUGUUCGGAUUGUGGAUGACAAGUGCUUUACUGGAGAUGCAGCUGAAGGCCCACCACUGCCCCUACAUAGUGCGAGUUGCGUGGCCCAAUCUCCUCCAGAAGUUCAGCAACAGCAGUCCCAGUGAUCGAAAGUUCGAUGAGCCCAUGAUCGUUUUGAAGCGAAACGUCUUCUUCUCCAAGCGAGAUGAGGAGAAAAUAAAAGAUCAUCGGAUCUUGGAGCUCCUCUAUGAAGAGGCCAGAAACAAUGUGCUGACAGGCAGAUAUAUCAUGGAGCCCGUGCAUUCGCUCAUGUUGGGUGGCAUUCAAGCGCGCAUCGAACUGGGUCCUUACAACUCCCACACCCAUACAAUAGGAUUCUUUCGGGAAAACCAAGCUAGGUUCUUGCCUCCUCACGUGGCCAAGAGCUCCACUUGGCUGUGGCUACCGAUCAGCCAGAAGAAUUCUGCGGAGGUGAAGCUUCUGGAGCAAUUCAAGCGGGUGCCCCAGACGGCCACCACUCGAAAGUUGAUGCGGAAAUACCUGGAAUUCUGCUGGGCUCUGCCGUUCUAUGGCGCCGCAUAUUUUCAUGGCCAAAUAGAACAACCUGUUAGGGGAAUUAUGGCACUGGUCAACCAGAAGGACAUGGAGGUUUUGGUCGCUGUCAAUGAGAGAGGGGUUUUCGUAAUAGAUCCGUACGAAUGUACCCUCUUGCUGGGAUUGCGAUACGAGGAUUUGUCGUGGGAUUACGCAAAGCCAAGUGCAAGUGAUGAUCCCGAAUGCCUCACUUGCAUCUUCCUGCAGUUCGAUGCCGUCGAGAACGGAAUACAAGUGUCCAAACUGAUGCAAAUAUUUUCGAAGCAAGCUGCCAUGAUAGACGCACUUAUAUCACAUUUUACGGAUCAAAUCAGAAACAAAAAACAGGAGGGUAACACUCAAGAACCUUUUCACGAUGAGCCAAAUCCUAUUCAAAAUAAUGGAAAUGGAGUCUUAUGCAAUAAGCUGUCUCGAUUAACUUUGGCCACCUUUGAUGAGGAGGGAGGUCGUUGCAUUGGGCAAAUGGGAUCAUUAUCUAUAAGCUAUUAACAUUUGUUACUAACGAUAAAGUAAAUUUAAGUUAAGGGGUGUUGAAUAAAGUUCACGCAUAUAUUCACGAAUUGUUGAUCGAUUUCCAUAAAUAUACUCACAAGUAAAUUUUUAGCAAACGGAAUCUUCACACUCAAAGUCAUCUUCAUAGUGCAUUCCAAUAACCUUAAUUGUUUUCUAAUUUUACAAAAUGUCGGUGAUCAUUAUUCGAAUUUUAAUGAAUGGUACAAUAAGUUACUUAAGACUUACACUAAGUUACAGAAUAUAUCGCUGACGGCACUGGCAAACGAAGAUUCCAUUAUAUCCGCACCCAUCAUAUAUUUUAUUUGCCGCCAAAGAGUUAAUAUUAUUUAUUUAUUAUUGAAUUGAUUGAAAUUAUUGCAUGCAUUCCCAUUGAUGCCCCCGAAUAGUUAUCUCUUUUUAGUUUAAAGUUAUGAUAAGGCAUGCAGUAUAUAUUAAGAUAUAUAUUUAUAUGGGUAUGUGCAUUUGACGUAUGCGUUCAGAAUUAGUUUAAUAAGCCUUCGACUGAAACAAAUUAUGUAUAUAAUAACAAUAAAGUGUAUGUACAAAAUGUAAGGGCUAACUGCCAACAUAGGUUAUGUAUAUAUUUAAAUUUGUAUGUAUGUAUAAAUUGAGACUUAAAAUAAAUACCGUUUCCUCAUAUUUA
Molecule: messenger RNA, 3784 nt
Organism: Drosophila sechellia
Lineage: Eukaryota; Metazoa; Arthropoda; Insecta; Diptera; Drosophilidae
Gene: Bili
Product: FERM domain-containing protein 8 Bili
Exons: 12
Coding region: 622-3117 (831 amino acids)
Biological process (GO): negative regulation of canonical Wnt signaling pathway
Cellular component (GO): cytoskeleton; plasma membrane
Source: RefSeq, a predicted model, not a curated record